This is a messenger RNA of Talpa occidentalis (Iberian mole), 2226 nucleotides long. RefSeq names its product junctophilin 2 (gene JPH2). The record is from RefSeq and is a predicted model, not a curated record. Gene Ontology annotation, cellular component: sarcoplasmic reticulum; junctional membrane complex; plasma membrane. NCBI's taxonomy places the organism in Eukaryota, Metazoa, Chordata, Mammalia, Eulipotyphla, Talpidae.
AUGAGCGGAGGCCGCUUUGACUUUGACGAUGGCGGGGCCUACUGCGGGGGCUGGGAGGCGGGCAAGGCCCACGGGCACGGGCUGUGCACCGGCCCCAAGGGCCAGGGCGAGUACUCGGGCUCCUGGAACUUUGGCUUUGAAGUGGCGGGUGUCUACACCUGGCCCAGCGGCAACACCUUCGAGGGCUACUGGAGCCAGGGCAAGCGGCACGGGCUGGGCAUAGAGACCAAGGGCCGCUGGCUCUACAAGGGCGAGUGGACGCACGGCUUCAAGGGGCGCUACGGCAUCCGGCAGAGCAGCAGCAGCGGCGCCAAGUACGAGGGCACCUGGAACAAUGGCCUGCAGGACGGCUAUGGCACCGAGACCUACGCGGACGGAGGGACCUACCAAGGCCAGUUCACCAGCGGCAUGCGCCACGGCUACGGCGUGCGCCAGAGCGUGCCCUACGGGAUGGCCGUGGUGGUGCGCUCGCCGCUGCGCACGUCGCUCUCGUCCCUGCGCAGCGAGCACAGCAACGGCACGGUGGCCCCGGACUCGCCCGCCUCGCCCGCCUCGCCGGCCGCCGACGGCCCCGCGCUGCCCUCGCCCGCCAUCCCGCGCGGCGGCUUCGCGCUCAGCCUCCUGGCGCACGCCGAGGGGGCCGCGCGCGCCAGCAAGGGCGGCGGCCUCUUCCAGCGGGGCGCGCUGCUGGGCCGGCUGCGGCGCAGCGAGUCGCGCGCGUCCCUGGGCAGCCAGCGCAGCCGCGUGAGCUUCCUCAAGAGCGACCUGAGCUCGGGCGCCAGCGACAACGCGUCCACCGCCAGCCUGGGCGAGGGCGCCGAGGGGCCCGACGAGGCGGCACCCUUCGAGGCCGACAUCGACGCCACCACCACCGAGACCUACAUGGGCGAGUGGAAGAACGACAAGCGCUCGGGCUUUGGCGUGAGCGAGCGCUCCAGCGGCCUGCGCUACGAGGGUGAGUGGCUCGACAACCUGCGCCACGGCUACGGCUGCACCACGCUGCCCGACGGCCGCCGCGAGGCGGGGAAGUACCGCCACAACGUGCUGGUCAAGGGCACCAAGCGCCGCGUGCUGCCGCUCAAGAGCAACAAGGUGCGCCAGAAGGUGGAGCACAGCGUGGAGGGCGCCCAGCGCGCCGCGGCCAUUGCGCGCCAGAAGGCCGAGAUCGCAGCCUCCAGGACAAGCCACGCCAAGGCCAAAGCUGAGGCAGCAGAACAGGCCGCUCUGGCUGCCAACCAGGAGUCCAACAUUGCCAGAACGUUGGCCAGGGAGCUGGCUCCAGACUUCUACCAGCCAGGCCCGGAGUAUCAGAAGCGCCGGCUGCUGCAGGAGAUCCUGGAGAACUCAGAGAGCCUCCUGGCGCCCCCGGACCGCAUCCCGGUGCCCGCCGACCUCCCGGGGCGCCCCCGUGAGAGCCCGCAGCUGCACGAGCGCGAGACCCGCGGCCCGGGGGGCUCGCCGUCGCCGGCCGGGACGCCCCCGCAGCCCAAGCGGCCGCGCCCGGGGGCCACCAAGGACGGCCUGCUGAGCCCGGGCGCCUGGAACGGCGACGCGGGCGGCGAGGGCAGCCGACCGGCCACGCCGUCGGACGCCCGGGGCCGCCGCAGCCCCGCGCGGCCGGCCAGCGAGCACAUGGCCAUCGAGGCGCUGCAGGCCCCGCCGCCGCCCGCGCGCGAGCCCGAGGUGGCCCUGUACCGCGGCUACCACAGCUACGCCGUGCGCACCGGGCCGCCCGCGCCCCCGCCCCUGGACGAGGAGCCGGAGCCCGACGUCCCCAGGCCCGGCUCGGCGCCCCCGUCGGCCGCCGCCCCCGAGCAGCCCCCCGCGCCCCGCGUCCCCGAGCCCCGGCCCGCGAGCCCCGCCAAGCUGGAGCCCAAGCCCAUCGUCCCCAAAGCCGAGCCCAAGGCCAAGGCCCGCAAGACGGAGGCCCGGGGCCUGACCAAGGCGGGGUCCAAGAAGAAGGCGCGCAAGGAGGCUGCGCUGCUGGCCGAGGCCGAGGUGGAGGUAGAGGAGGUCCCCAACACGGUCCUCAUCUGCAUGGUGAUCCUGCUCAACAUCGGCCUGGCCAUCCUCUUCGUUCACCUACUGACCUGACCCUCCUCUACCAGAGCCUGGAGUUCCUGCUGAGGACGGCGGACCAUCUUUAUGCAGUGCCAGGCAGGGUGGCCGAGGAGGACUGGACUCUAGCUAGAUCCUGGGGGUCCGGCUCACACCCAUGCCGCAUCG